UCGGAACCUCAUAUUGAAUGUCCUACAAAUGGCAGACAGGACUGGAUGCGCUUUUCAAGUCGUGGUGUGUCCUUUGGUGGUUUUUCGGCCUUGUGCGACCUUGGAAUGAUAGAUUUCCCAGUUCCAUGCAAAUUUUCUGAAACGCGUCACGAAAUUUUUGUAAAAAUUUCUGCAGUCCCUGUUUCUGGCUAGCCUGAUUGGCUCAAGAGAUUAAAUGAGUACCUUAUCAGUGAGGACCUUUCCGGUUAGCCAGCACUUUUUGCAGUUUCUCUUGCUCUUUGUGGUGUCUUAUUGCAAUCAUGAUCGAAUCAAAUGAAGAAUACCAGUUUUUGCAGCACCUGCUCCAGCAUGUAAAGGAGAAGUCAGAUCAGGAACAUCUUUCAACACUCAGAGGAACCAUUUUGGCAAGAAUGAAAACUAUAAAGAAUCGGUUCCAAGACAGAUUAAGCAAUCUGCCAGUAGAGCUUAUCAUUCGCAUUGGCUAUUGGACGGCAUUGAUAGAUCCAAAGGCACUGGUGGCCUACACGCAAGUGAAUCGACUCAUCCGCACUGUCACAAGCCGAAGCGAGCAUCAUCUUUGGCAGGCUGCUCUGUUUCAUCAUUUUCCGUCGAAUCACAAGGUGCAGCAGACAGAUUGUAAAGCGGCAUACUGGGUAAACCAUAAUUGGGUUCAGUUGAUGGCGAGACAAGAAACAUGGGCCCCACCCAAUCCAGCCAAAAAUACUGGACACACUCACGUCCGUCGAUGCGAUGCAACGACUGAGAAAGGUACAACGGUUUCACUGGCCAAGAAUGCCGCAGGUCGGACGGAAUUGAAGGAGAAAAACAUCAGCAUCGAUCAAGCAUCUUUAUCGACGACGCGAUCGUCUGGGAUGAAGAAUGGUCUAUUUAGUCGGAAAACGCUCACUUGUGGCACGGUACAAUACACGCACUGUAUCGCUGUGCCAGGUACGCCGUGGAUGAUUGCCUGUGAUCGAUGGGAUCCUAUGCGAGGCGCGCUGUGGAUUCUCCAGCCACAAGGUGAUCAAUAUCGAGUACUGAAACGCCUACGUGGUCAUCGUGAUCUGGUUUCGGCCAUGGUGGCCACCGAGGAGGUGGUCGUGACAGCAUCACUCGAUGGUUCCAUCAUUGUUUGGGAUAUUGCUUCCACGUCGGAGAUGAUCAUUCACCGAUACACGCUUCGAGGCCACCAAGGCUGGGUGAAUGCAUUAGCUAUGGAAGGUCAUGUGGUUGUCAGUGGUGGAUCGGAUGACACGGUACGAAAAUGGGAUGUCGAAACCGGCCAAUUGUUGGCUGUCUACCGAGAUUUCUUUGAGUUGGCAGAUUUCUGGAUUUGGGAUUUUGUCGGUAUGUAUCCUUGAUGGGCAAAUUGGUAUCGGAUCCGUGUUUGGACCCUUUUACGUAUUGGACGCACAAGGCCAAAUUGUAUUGCGACUAGACGAACGGUUGACGUAUUCGGAGCAUGUACGCUAUGAUCAAGCGCUGCAUCAAAUGCAUGCGACAUGUAUCCGGCUUUUGUCGGAAACCAUUGUGACAAGUUCACGCUGCAAUGAUCGUUUGUGUGUGUGGAACCGAAAGG
Radiomyces spectabilis is the source of this 1579-nucleotide messenger RNA. RefSeq names its product WD40-repeat-containing domain protein. The transcript is spliced from 4 exons. NCBI's taxonomy places the organism in Eukaryota, Fungi, Mucoromycota, Mucoromycetes, Mucorales, Radiomycetaceae. Bases 300 to 1361 code for a protein of 353 amino acids. The record is from RefSeq and is a predicted model, not a curated record. Gene Ontology annotation, molecular function: protein binding.